Molecule: messenger RNA, 3392 nt
Organism: Nelumbo nucifera (sacred lotus)
Lineage: Eukaryota; Viridiplantae; Streptophyta; Magnoliopsida; Proteales; Nelumbonaceae
Product: glutamate receptor 3.2-like
Cellular component (GO): membrane
Molecular function (GO): ligand-gated monoatomic ion channel activity
Source: RefSeq, a predicted model, not a curated record
CAGUGCAACAUAAUUAAUGCAUUUGCAGAGUCUGGAGCCUUUCCUUCCCUAUUAUCUCUAUAAUAUUAGAGACCCAACAAUAAUCUCCACAGCCAUCUUUAAUUCAUUCAUAUUCUCUGACACCUUGCGUCUCCAUUCAUCGUCCUCAUCACCAUCAUACCCACUACCAUAGUCAUUGUCAUAAUCAUGUCCCAUAUCAGAGAUAGUGCUCUUCCGACACCCUCCUGGCUCCUACUCAAAUUCCUUAACCUCCUCUCUCCAUAUCUCUUGUGAUCUUUUCAGUUUCUACGAUUCCCUUGUUAACAGGGGGCUGCCACAGCUAUACUGCUAGCACAAAACUAGUGGGUGGGAUAAUUUGGUUCUUCGUCAUUUUGUCCCAUCAUGAACCUGGUUUGGCUUUUACUACUGCCAAUCCUCUACUUUGCCUUGUUUUCUGAUGGCGGUUCAAGACCUGCCUCUGUGAACAUCGGAGCUAUUUUCACCUUUGAUACCAUAAAUGGAAAAGUUGCAAGGAUUGCAAUGAAGGCUGCCGUGGAUGAUGUGAAUUCUGAUCUCAGCAUUCUUGGUGGAAGCAAACUGGCUCUUACAUUCCAUGACUCCAACUAUAGUGGACUUUUUGGCAUAAUUGGAGCUCUACAAUACAUGGAGGCAGAUACUGUGGCCAUUAUUGGUCCUCAGCAUCCUGUUAUGGCCCAUGUACUCUCACAUCUAGCAAAUGAACUUCAAGUCCCUCUGCUAUCAUUCACGGCCCUAGAUCCUACCCUCUCUGCUCUCCAGUAUCCCUUCUUUCUGCAAACUGCUCCCAAUGAUCUGUUCCUAAUGUCUGCAAUCGCAGAUAUGGUGAGUUACUAUGGUUGGAGAGACGUAAUUGCAGUCUUCACUGAUGAUGAUGGUGGCCGAAAUGGCGUAGCUGCACUAGGUGAUAAACUUGCAGAGAGACGCUGCAGAAUUUCUUAUAAAGCUGCACUUCCCCCUGACCCUGGAGCUACUCGGAGUGGAGUUACAGAUAUACUGAUUAAGGUGGCAUUAAUGGAGUCCAGGGUGAUUGUUUUAAUAACUUAUGCCAAAUCAGGUGAAUUGGUCUUUGAUGUAGCCCACUAUCUUGGAAUGAUGGGGAAUGGUUAUGUGUGGAUAACCACUACUUGGCUCUCUACUGUUUUGGAUUCAACCUCUCCACUUCCUCCAGCAAAGAGAGAUUCUAUUCAAGGAGUUCUCACAUUACGCCCACACACACCAGAUUCAGAGAAGAAAAGAGCUUUCGUUUCUAGGUGGAAUCAGAUCAGUGGUGGCUCUAUUGGGUUGAAUCCUUAUGGUUUAUAUGCCUAUGAUACUGUAUUGAUGAUAGCUCAUGCAGUUAAGGCAUUUUUUUAUCAAGGUGGUACCAUUUCAUUCUCCAAUAAUUCAAGAUUAAGUGAUUUUUCAGGAGGGACUCUAAACCUUAAAGCAAUGAACAUUUUUGAUGGAGGGAAACAAUUUCUGAACAAUAUAUUACAGACCAAUAUGACAGGCCUGACUGGACCAAUUCGGUUUAACUCAGAUAGGUCACUUAUUAAUCCUGCAUUUGACAUCAUUAAUGUGAUUGGAACUGGAUUUCGACAGAUUGGGUACUGGUCUAAUUAUUCCGGGCUGUCAGUUGUGCCACCUGAGAUACUCUAUGCAAAGCCACCCAACCGCUCAAGUUCAAACCAAAAACUAAAUAAUCCAAUCUGGCCAGGAGAUACAACAACAAAGCCACGUGGGUGGGUUUUCCCAAACAAUGGGAGACAAUUGAGAAUUGGCAUUCCCAAAAGAGUUAGCUUUCAGGAAUUUGUUUCACAAGUACCAGGAACAGAUAUGGUCAAGGGCUACUGCAUAGAUGUAUUUCUUGCAGCCAUAAACUUGCUGCCAUAUGCUGUUCCAUAUAGGUUUGUUCCCUAUGGAGAUGGUUUGGAGAAUCCAAACUAUAAUGAGUUUGUGCGUUUGAUUACAACAGAUUUCUUUGAUGCUGUUAUAGGUGAUAUUGCAAUUGUCACAAACAGAACAAAGAUUGUGGAUUUUACACAGCCAUAUAUUGAGUCAGGGCUAGUUGUAGUGGCCCCAAUGAGGAAGCUAAACUCAAGUGCUUGGGCUUUCCUUCGCCCAUUCACUCCAAUGAUGUGGGCUGUAACAGCAGCUUUUUUCCUUGCUGUGGGAGUAGUUAUCUGGAUUCUGGAACAUAGAAUGAAUGAUGAAUUCCGGGGACCACCUAGAAAACAAGCUGUUACAAUUCUGUGGUUCAGCUUCUCAACUUUGUUUUUUGCUCAUAGAGAGAACACAGUUAGCACUCUUGGACGCUCAGUGUUGCUCAUAUGGCUAUUUGUGGUUCUUAUAAUCAACUCAAGCUACACCGCAAGUCUAACAUCAAUCCUCACAGUUCAACAGCUCUCUUCACCAAUUAAAGGAAUUGAAAGCUUGAUAACAAGUACAGAACCUAUUGGUUUCCAAGUAGGGUCCUUUGCUGAAAAUUAUUUGAUUGAAGAGCUCAACAUCCCUAAAUCUAGACUUGUUGCUCUUGGGUCACCAGAACAGUAUGCCAUAGCCCUUGAGAAGGGGAAAGUUGCAGCUGUAGUAGAUGAGCGUUCAUAUGUGGAGCUAUUCCUCUCAAAUCAGUGCAAGUUCUCAAUAGUAGGUGAGGAAUUUACCAAAAGCGGCUGGGGAUUUGCAUUUCCAAGAGAUUCUCCCCUACCCAUUGACAUGUCCACUGCCAUUCUCACACUAUCAGAGAAUGGUGAUCUCCAAAGGAUUCAUGACAAGUGGCUGAGUAGAAAAACUUGUUCGCAGAGCACAGAGCUUGAACCUAACAGGCUUCAUCUUAGGAGCUUUUGGGGCCUCUUUCUCAUAUGUGGCAUUGCAUGCUUUUUGGCACUCUUCAUAUACUUCAUUUCGGUGGUGCGGCAGUUCAGCCAAGAGUUUAAUAGUGAAGCAGAUUCUUCUAGUCAUGCUAGCUCACGGUCUAGACGCCUUCAUUCAUUCUUAGCAUUUGUUGAUGGGAAGGUAGAUGAAUCAAGGAGCAAAUCCAAAACAAAACUAACGGAGAAUUCACCAAAUACCAUUGUUGAGGAAGAUGAACAGAGAAGAGGAUACAAGAGAAAACAAAUGGAGGCAUCUGCAAACAGCAGCGUCGAUGACUAUACUUAGCUUAACAAACAAACUUAAUCUUAGAUUGAUUUUCCUGCAAACCACAACAUCUUUUGAUACCUCUAGUUUUCAUAUAUUCUUGUAAUUACAUCCAUAUGUUCAGGGAUUUUUCCCUUCAAGCAAACUACAUUCAGUUUUUGACAUUGUUAGUGGGUUACUCGGUAUAUGUUCAAUGGUGUAUAUUCAAUUCUAUUGCAACAGUGGAAACAUAAAGAAAUUUUCACAACGUGCAUAUA